GGAUGUUUUUCCAGUCUCCAUCCGCAAAGGAGCCUGCUGGUGUUGGGCAUUGCCUUUCUCCUGGGCAGGGGUGGUGGGGAAAGCCCAGUCCUCCGUGAGUGUGUCCCGGGAGAGGCUGCCCACCCUGCUCCGGACUGACGGUGCCUUCUUCCCCCUGCCAGAGAGAUGUGCAUGGUGAAGGAUUAUUUCUGUCACCGCGUGGCGCUCCAGCUUUUGGAUGUGCUGAACCUGGACGAGCCGUGCCUGGAGGUCCCUGCCAUGGCGUUCUUUGUCAAGCUCCUGGCCUGCCCUGACGUGGUGGAAUUGCACGAGCGUGCCCUGAAGCUCUUCCCGAUGUUCGUGCUCAGCCCGCGCAUUGAGAUGCGUCGCCUGGUGCUGCAAGGGCUCUUCACCCUGAGCCAAAGACCUGAGAUGGCUGAAAGAAUGGGGUUCUUGCUGCCGAAACUCCUGGAGGUCCUGGACGACGCAGACACGGAGGUGGUCGAGAUGACCCUCUCUGUGCUUGGCAAGAUGCUGGAGCAGAGGGACGUGGCAAUUGCUGGCCCUGUCGUCGUGCAGCUGUCUGAGAAGCUGCAGCCGCUCUUUGACAACGUAAGGCUUUGUGCCCCCCAGCACGAGCACUGGAUGCUGCCAGGAAACUUUGCGCCCUGUAGCUUUUCAGCCCGUGCCCGGGCGGGCCUGAGGCAGCCGGUGCUGAGCUCUUGCCCUCUUCCUUGCCAACAGGAGUCCGCCUCCAUCAAAGUUCUCUCCUUCCAACUCUUCCGGGACGUGAUGGAGCUUUUAGUGGCAGUGGACAGGAAGGCAACAAAGAGACAGGUGCGCCGGAACCUGCUGCCGCUGCUCUUCCACGUCUAUGAUGAGAACCAGCCUGUGGCAGAGGCCUCCCGGGAAACCCUGCUUCAAGCCACCGAGCUGCUGAAGCUGAGGAAGCUGAGGAAGAAGCUGAAGAGCGGGCAGAUCUACAAGUUGGGCAAGUGCCUGCUGGCAGAGGACAGGAGCAGAAGAGAAGAUUACCUGUACCAGGCCCUGCCGUACCUGCAGAGCCCCCAGGAGUCCCUGCGAGAGGCGGCCGUCGUGUUUUUUGGGCACCUUGGUCGGAGCGUGAGGGGACAGCCGGAAGAGCAGCAGACCGUCUACCAGGCCCUCAGAUGCGUGACAAACGACAUCAGCCAAUCCGUCUCAGACUUAGCAGCUGAUACCCUGUUUGUCCUGAGAAGUGAAGAAAGCAAUCGUACCUUUGGAUACAGGCUGCAGGUGCUACGAGGGUGGCUCGAGAGGAUGUGGAGGAGAUGAACUUCUCUCCCUGGUGUCUCGUGGCCUCUCCCUGCCCCCCGGCACAGCUCCAUCCUUCUGCUUUGCCUUCCGUCAAUAAACACUCUGGAUUCUUCAUCUCUCACCCGUCCCAGUCCCGCACCGUUGCUCUUUCACCUCAGGGGCUGUACCCGCAACAGCCUUCAAAACGCAACAGCUUGCUCAACAGCCGUUAAAGCGAGGGAGGACUUGGCUUUAAAAAUGGGUCACUGCCUUCUGCUCUGCCAUCACUUAAGCAAACUGGAAUGAGGGAUGAGGAAAAGAAAAA
This is a messenger RNA of Cuculus canorus (common cuckoo), 1579 nucleotides long. RefSeq lists its product as uncharacterized. The transcript has 7 exons. The record is from RefSeq and is a predicted model, not a curated record. Bases 166 to 1293 code for a protein of 375 amino acids. NCBI's taxonomy places the organism in Eukaryota, Metazoa, Chordata, Aves, Cuculiformes, Cuculidae. Gene Ontology annotation, cellular component: cytoplasm.